AUGGUGGCACUCUAUUUGGUUGGUGGUUCUGAGGUGAAAAAGUGGGCUCUGCAAUUACGGCGAUCAGCACCCGAUGGUAUGCUGGCUAGCAGUAAUGGAACUUCCUUGCAGGAACAGGAAAUGGGUUUAAUUCCAGAGAGAACCAUUCCUUCUUCACCAGGUCCUUUGUAUAGUCCUCACUCAAAAGCUUCUGGUUUCAUGAAAGGCAGUUUGGGUCAAUCAUCUGCUAGAAAGCAGCUAAUAACUGGCCAUCCAGGUGCAGACAACAGUAGGGGUUUGCUCCAGUGGGUGCAAAGCAUUAGUUUCAUCUCAGUUUCAGUUGACCAUUCCUUACAGCUUGUUUUUCAAGCUGAUUCAUCCUCUCCUGGGAGUACUCAAGGUAGCAGCACAGGGAACCUGUCUGGUUAUCUUGAAGGAUUCACUCCUGUUAAAUCUCUUGGGAAUGCAUCUGCCUCUUAUGUUCUAGUUCCUUCUCCCAAUAUGCGCUUCCUCCCCCCAACUCCACUGCAGCUUCCCACAUGCCUCACCGCAGAAUCGCCUCCACUUGCCCAUCUCUUACACAGCAAAGGUUCUGCAGUUCCCCUCUCCACGGGGUUUGUGGUAUCGAAAGCUGUAUCUUCUGUGUGGAAAGAUUCUAGGAGCAAUUCAAAGGAAGAAUGGCCCUCAGUUCUGUCUGUCAGUCUUGUUGAUUAUUAUGGAGGCAAUAAUUUUACCCAAGAAAAGAAUCUUAGGGGGGUUGUCAAGCAGGGAGGGAGAGUUUUAAGCUCCGAAGCUAGAGAUUUUGAAACAGGGCCCAAUUUGAUUCUCGAGACUCUAGCGGCUGAACUUCAUGCUUUGUCAUGGAUGACUGUUAGCCCAGCAUACUUGGAAAGGCGAACUGCGCUGCCCUUUCACUGCGACAUGGUUUUAAGACUGAGAAGGCUUCUUCACUUUGCAGAUAAAGAAAUCUCCCGGUGUACAUGA
This is a messenger RNA of Thlaspi arvense, 963 nucleotides long. Lineage: Eukaryota; Viridiplantae; Streptophyta; Magnoliopsida; Brassicales; Brassicaceae. The record is from the annotation of a GenBank genome assembly.